AAGUUCUGCCUUGUCUCCGCCGCGGGUCAGGGGUGAGAGCUGGAAUCUCUGCACGGGCCUUGGUGAGUAACUGCUGCGAGUUCUGUUCCCGCGCGGCGCCAGUUCAAAGAACUUAGGUUAGAUCACGCUUAGGGCCCAACAGGACUGUGCCAGGCCUCAGGAGUCUCCACCCUCUCCAGUUUUGGGGCCGUCAGUCUCCUGGGCCUGCAAUUAUCCACGCUGAGGCUGAGGUCUUUGGCUUUUAGCGAGUUGGAUUGCAGCCUUGUUCUGCUUCUGUGUCUUCUCUCUCCAGGCGAGGUCCUACUGAGGUUGUUGCCAGCGAUAGUCCUCUCCUGGAGCUUGAAUUGGAAGCAGAGUAGUCUUGUUAGUCUCGGUGAUGGCUGCGUUGUUUCCUGAAGUAGCCAAAGUGCUUUAGCAUCCAUUCCGCCUCCUUUGAGCACCCUGGGAGGAAAACGACUGUCUUCUUCUGCCAAAAUGUCAGGAAUUGGAAAUAAAAGAGCAGCUGGAGAACCUGGCACCUCCAUGCCUCCUGAGAAGAAGGCAGCUGUUGAAGAUUCAGGGACCACAGUGGAAACAAUUAAGCUAGGAGGUGUCUCUUCAACGGAGGAACUAGACAUUAGAACACUGCAAACCAAAAAUCGCAAGCUGGCAGAAAUGUUGGAUCAGCGGCAGGCCAUUGAAGAUGAACUUCGUGAGCACAUUGAAAAACUGGAACGACGACAGGCCACUGAUGAUGCCUCACUAUUGAUUGUCAACCGAUACUGGAGUCAGUUUGAUGAAAACAUCCGUAUCAUCCUUAAACGUUAUGAUCUGGAGCAGGGCUUGGGAGACCUACUCACAGAACGAAAAGCCCUUGUUGUGCCUGAACCAGAACCAGACUCUGAUAGCAAUCAGGAGCGUAAAGAUGACCGAGAGAGAGGGGAAGGGCAAGAGCCAGCUUUCUCUUUCCUUGCUACUUUGGCCAGCAGUUCCAGUGAAGAGAUGGAGUCUCAGCUGCAGGAACGUGUGGAGUCUUCCCGCCGAGCCGUGUCCCAGAUUGUGACUGUUUAUGAUAAAUUGCAAGAAAAAGUGGAGCUCUUAUCCCGGAAGCUAAACAGUGGAGAUAAUCUGAUAGUGGAGGAAGCAGUGCAGGAGCUGAACUCUUUCCUCGCACAGGAGAAUAUGAGGCUACAGGAAUUGACAGAUCUUCUUCAGGAAAAGCAUCGCACCAUGUCUCAGGAGUUCUCCAAGUUGCAGAGUAAAGUGGAGACAGCCGAAUCACGAGUGUCUGUCCUGGAGUCCAUGAUUGAUGACCUGCAGUGGGAUAUUGACAAAAUUCGAAAGAGGGAACAGCGACUCAACCGACACUUAGCAGAAGUCCUAGAACGGGUGAAUUCCAAAGGUUAUAAGGUGUAUGGAGCGGGGAGCAGUCUGUAUGGCGGCACAAUCACUAUCAAUGCUCGGAAGUUUGAGGAAAUGAAUGCAGAGCUUGAGGAGAACAAAGAGUUGGCUCAGAACCGUCUCUGUGAGCUGGAGAAACUUCGGCAAGACUUUGAGGAGGUCACUACACAAAAUGAAAAGCUGAAGGUGGAAUUGCGGAGUGCAGUGGAGCAAGUCGUUAAGGAAACUCCAGAAUAUCGCUGCAUGCAGUCACAGUUCUCCGUCUUGUAUAAUGAGAGCCUACAGUUGAAAGCACACUUGGAUGAGGCUCGGACCCUGCUUCAUGGCACCAGAGGAACCCACCAGCACCAGGUUGAGCUUAUUGAGCGAGAUGAGGUUAGUCUUCAUAAGAAGCUGAGGACUGAAGUAAUUCAGCUAGAAGAUACAUUGGCCCAGGUCCGCAAGGAGUAUGAAAUGCUGAGGAUAGAAUUUGAGCAGACCCUUGCUGCCAAUGAACAAGCAGGCCCUAUAAACAGGGAGAUGCGCCACCUCAUCAGUAGCCUCCAGAAUCACAAUCACCAGCUGAAAGGGGAGGUCCUGAGAUAUAAGCGGAAAUUGAGAGAAGCCCAGUCUGACCUGAACAAGACACGCCUGCGUAGUGGUAGUGCCCUCCUGCAGUCCCAGUCUAGUACUGAGGACCCGAAGGAUGAGCCUGCGGAGCUAAAACCAGAUUCUGAGGACUUAUCCUCCCAGUCCUCAGCUUCAAAGGCAUCUCAGGAGGAUGCCAAUGAAAUCAAGUCUAAACGGGAUGAAGAAGAACGAGAACGAGAAAGGAGGGAGAAGGAGAGGGAACGAGAAAGAGAACGGGAGAAGGAGAAGGAGAGAGAACGAGAGAAGCAGAAGCUAAAAGAGUCAGAAAAAGAGAGAGAUUCUGCUAAGGAUAAAGAGAAAGGCAAACAUGAUGAUGGACGGAAAAAGGAAGCAGAAAUUAUCAAACAAUUGAAGAUUGAACUCAAGAAGGCACAGGAGAGCCAAAAGGAGAUGAAACUAUUGCUGGAUAUGUACCGUUCUGCCCCAAAGGAACAGAGAGACAAAGUUCAGCUGAUGGCAGCUGAGAAGAAGUCUAAGGCAGAGUUGGAAGAUCUAAGGCAAAGACUCAAGGAUCUGGAAGAUAAAGAGAAGAAAGAGAACAAGAAAAUGGCUGAUGAGGAUGCCUUGAGGAAGAUCCGGGCAGUGGAGGAGCAGAUAGAAUACCUACAGAAGAAGCUAGCCAUGGCCAAGCAGGAAGAAGAAGCACUCCUCUCUGAAAUGGAUGUCACAGGCCAGGCCUUUGAAGACAUGCAGGAGCAAAAUAUCCGUUUGAUGCAGCAAUUGCGGGAGAAGGAUGAUGCAAAUUUCAAGCUCAUGUCAGAGCGUAUCAAGUCCAAUCAGAUCCAUAAGUUGCUUAAAGAAGAGAAGGAGGAGCUGGCAGACCAGGUGUUGACUCUGAAGACUCAGGUUGAUGCCCAGCUACAGGUAGUAAGGAAACUGGAAGAGAAGGAGCAUCUGUUACAGAGCAACAUUGGCACAGGGGAGAAAGAGCUGGGUCUUAGGACCCAAGCCUUAGAGAUGAAUAAACGCAAGGCAAUGGAGGCAGCCCAGCUUGCAGAUGACCUCAAAGCACAACUGGAGUUGGCUCAGAAGAAGCUACAUGAUUUUCAGGAUGAGAUCGUGGAGAACAGUGUUACCAAAGAAAAGGACAUGUUCAAUUUCAAACGAGCCCAGGAGGACAUCUCUAGACUUCGCAGGAAGCUGGAGACCACAAAGAAACCAGACAAUGUACCCAAGUGUGAUGAGAUUCUGAUGGAAGAGAUUAAGGAUUACAAGGCACGCUUGACCUGUCCGUGCUGUAACAUGCGUAAAAAGGAUGCUGUUCUUACUAAGUGUUUUCAUGUCUUCUGCUUUGAGUGUGUGAAGACACGCUAUGACACCCGCCAGCGCAAAUGUCCCAAGUGUAAUGCUGCUUUUGGUGCCAAUGAUUUUCAUCGCAUCUACAUUGGUUGAUCUAAGUCAAGAGAAGAAGAGGAGCUGGCUAGUCAGGAACUUAUUCAUUAACCACCAAACCUCUACCUCUUCUCUCCUUGACUGUCACCUGUAGGACAGUUUAUCAGUCAACUACCUUUCCUCCAGACUUUACUUCCAGGCUCUCCUCUUCAGUAGCUGGAUGACUUUAGCAGAAAGGACUGGUAAAUACAAGCCUUGGGUUUCAGAAUGAAUUAGAAACAAAUAACUCUUACUGUCUUCCCUCCCAGCUUUGUUUAUUUUGUGCUUUUAGACUUUUCAGUGUUUUCUUUUUCCAGCCCACUGUAUAAACUUGGAUUGUCCAUUCCUCCUGAAGAAAUCAAGUUGGUAUUUUUGAUGUGGAAAAGGGAACAAAAGUGGAAACAUGGCUACUUUUGGGGAGUGAUAUUUUAAAAAAUAAGUUGUCUAUGGGCACAAAGUUUUCUUCAUUUGUGUAGCAAACUUCUUGUGAAUGUGGAUUACAAAAUGGUAUAAUUGUGCUACUCUCCCCUGGGUGGUUUGCAGCCCUAAUGAAAUUAUGUCUAGGAUGAUUCAGUCUAUUUCCCAUUUACUAGCAGAGUAACUUGUUAAGAUCAGCUGGCUUUCUUGUUAAAGUUAUUUAAGUUUUGAAUGCUCUACUACUUCAAGUCUUUAAAUUUCUUGAGACUAGAAUAAUUUUAAAUAAUAUGACCCUUUGUCUUCUAAUGAAAUAAAGAUUGAAGAGGUUGAGUCAGGACUGAGCUGGUGAAGAAAUCUUGUGGGUAUUCUGGAAAUUUGAUACGGAGAGAACUUGGUGAGCUAUGAAUUACUCUCAGUCUCCUUUUUACAGGGUUGUUGUGAUCCCUCUUUUCCAGAAAAUUCUGUGGAAUGUUUCUGUAGGACUUUGUUCUCCACAAGCUUGAAUUAAAGCAGGAUUCAGUUUGCA
This is a messenger RNA of Homo sapiens (human), 4324 nucleotides long. It is a transcript of the gene RNF20, whose product is annotated as ring finger protein 20. Gene Ontology annotation, biological process: protein ubiquitination; chromatin remodeling. Bases 475 to 3402 code for a protein of 975 amino acids. The transcript is spliced from 20 exons. Gene Ontology annotation, molecular function: ubiquitin-protein transferase activity; mRNA 3'-UTR binding; chromatin binding. The record is from RefSeq and is a predicted model, not a curated record. Gene Ontology annotation, cellular component: BRE1 E3 ubiquitin ligase complex; HULC complex; nucleus. Lineage: Eukaryota; Metazoa; Chordata; Mammalia; Primates; Hominidae.